Messenger RNA from Rotaria sordida, 1383 nucleotides. The record is from the annotation of a GenBank genome assembly. Lineage: Eukaryota; Metazoa; Rotifera; Eurotatoria; Philodinida; Philodinidae.
AUGCCACGUUCUAUUCCAUCUGGAUAUAAUUUACAAUUCUAUGAUUCAUAUGUUGAUAAUUUAAUAGCAAAAAGUUCAAGUGGAAAUUUUAUUACUAUCAAAAAAGAGUCAACAGGUGGUCCAAGAUGGACAUUAGAAUGUGCCUCGAAUGAGACAUUAUCAACUAUUUCAUAUUCAAUUAAUUUAACUAAACAUGAACAAGGAAUACUAAACAUUGGUGAUGCAUCAAAAAUACGCCUAAAUCGUUAUAUAGGUAUAUUAGGUUAUUCGAUUUUCGGUUAUUUAGAACCAAUGGAUAAAGUAGAAAAUUUUCCUGUGAUGUUAAUCGUUCAAAGUCUAUUGGAAUGGCCUAUUCAUUUAACAUUAUCACCUAGUAAUCAACAAAUCUAUGGUACUGCUAGCGGUAUAGCUAAAAAUUAUUAUCAUUUGGCCGAUUCACAAAUAUACAUGGGACCAAAUAUGAAUUUCACAUAUAUUUCUAUUUCUUAUGAUAAAUUAUUUCCAUGUUCAUCACUUCAUCAGACACUAAUAGAACAAAAUCAAACUCAAAUAUCAUUAUCCUUUUAUGUAAUUAUCUAUACCGAAGAUACAAAAAAUUUUGAUAUCGAUAUGGUCAUUAAAUUAAGUGUACAAGCAAUGAAAAACUUAUUAUUAUAUAACAAUAUUAUCCCAUUUUCAUUUUAUACAGUUGCAAUGGAAAUGAUUAAACCAUUAGAUGAUAAACAUACGGGUGGUUUUAGUAUAGAACAUUUAAAUAGUUGUACGAUAAAUGUUAUAUAUGGUACAAUUAUUAAUAAAAAUAGUACAGAUAAUCAAAUAAAAACAUUUCAGUAUAAUAUAGCACAUCAUAUUCAACAUGCUUGGUUACCGAAACGACUAUUUUCAAUUUUUUACUAUCCAUUUACAUUUGAAUUAACACCAGUUAUUGAUACUAUUUGGUUUAACGAAGGUUUUGGUCAAUAUAUAGCCAUGGAUGCAAUGGCUAAUGCUUUGCCAUUAAAUGAAUCUUAUGAAUAUCGACAAUAUUUUAUUGAAAAUCGUUUUAAAUAUUAUUUUAAUUUGGCGCCAUUAUUUAUAAAACAAAUGCCAUUGCCAUAUUUAUCUAUGAUUGCAUCAUCUUUAUAUUCGAGUGAUUUUCGAACAGGUAGUAAUUUAUAUGCACGUGGAGCAUUAAUGGCUAAAGAUAUGGAUGAAUUAAUACAGUCAAAAACACUAAAACAAAAAAGUCUUCGUGAUGGUAUAAUUUAUAUGGUGAAAUGGUCAGAAUCUAAUUCAUAUAUUAUUCCAUUUACAAUGGAACAAUUUCCUGAAUUUUUCAUGAAUGCUACUAAUGUUGAUGUUAGUUUAGUGUUAGAAAAAUGGUUACAAUUGACUCAUAUUUAA